CUGUGACAGACCUGUCCAUAAAUAAAUGAGUUCUAGAGAUUAAUUUGAACUGUUGAUAUAAGUUUAGUUUACUAAUUUGAAAUAAAAAUGAAAAUAGUGUGUUCAGUAUACGUGGGAAACCGUGUUUUGCCGAGUAAUUUAAAUAGUAAAGGAAGAAAACAUGUAAAGUCUACAUUAGCCCUGUGCAAGCAUCCUAAGUCUGGAGAAUUUUGUAUUAUAUUAUUCACAAACCAAAAUAAAAAUGGUACGAAAUAUACCAUAAGGAACAACAUUAAACAAGUUUUAACAAAAUUCGCACACGAAGGAAAAUGUACCAUACAAUUUUUAAGCCCAGAACAUGAUAUCUUUAUAAAUGCUGAUCCUAUUCAACUAAAAGCAUUUUUGCACCUGUUUAAAAGAAUCUUGGAAAACAAAGUGUCCGAGAAAGAGUUAACAACCUCUAGUUUAGCGGUUACAGGAGUUAAGGCUAAAGAUAUGCCACCUUUAAAACUAACUAUAUCAAAGCGAUCAGAUUAUCCUAGUAAAGGAUUCCCAAAAACACUUGAAGAGUUACAUAUUAAUAGUAUAAAUAGAUGUGGGUUAGAUAAAGGCAUACUUACUCUAAUGAGACUGAAAAUAUUGGAUUUGAGUGAUAAUUUAAUUGAAUAUGUUCCUACAGAAUUAAGUUUGUUACCAAAUUUAAGAGAUUUGAAUCUUUCACAAAAUUUACUUGGCAAAAGUAAAAACUGGAAUUGGAUUGGAGGCAAUCUUUCAAAUACCCUACAAUCUUUAGAUCUGAGUCAUAAUGAAUUAAAGCUAGUUCCUCAACAGAUAUCUCACUUGAGCCAACUAACAAAUCUUAAUUUAAGCUACAAUCUCUUGCAGAACCUUACACCAGGUAUAGGUAAAUUGAAAAAACUCAAAGUAUUUUGUGCAUCCAAUAAUAAUAUAAAUACACUACCUGGUAAUAUGAGAAGUUUGACUUUACAAACAAUUGAUUUGUCUCUUAAUAAUUUUAUGCAGGAUGUUCCAACUAAACCUUUACAUAGAAUAGAUCCACUUCCUGUCUGUACAUUGAAAGAAUAUGCAGCAAGAAAGGUGUUAAGAGCCAGAUUACCAUAUCCUCCAGGAUCUCUUCCUCUAACAGUGAUUUCAUAUUUAGACAAUGCCAAUUUGUGUGUUUGUGGAAGAGCUUGUCUUGAGAUAUAUGUGCGAACAUCUCAAAAUUUAUUGCUCACUAGCAUUGCAGAAAGUGUAAAUAGAUCAGUUGGGGAAGGAAUAUGUGUACCAAUUGAUUCUUAUUUUUGUUCCUCAAGAUGUUAUGCAAGUGUAUGUAGAACACGAAAUCCUAUUGUCAGGUAGGACGCAGUGGACCUAACUUGAAGUGUUUUAAUUAACGAACUUUCUGCUUUAUCUUGUUACUGUUCUAUUUAAGUAUAUUUUGCUCUCAAUAUGGCCUAUAUGCACCAAUCAUUCCAUAUUAGUGUAGUGUGGUUAUUAAGAGUUCACUGGAGUCCCAAAAAUCAUUUUGGGCAUUCAGUUUUGUUUCUAAAAAUUUCAAGAUAUUAUAGUUAGAACAUUUAUAAUACUAAAAUUGUAUUCAGGAUGUAUUUUCACAAUUUAAUUGAAACAAUAUAAAUUCAUGAAAGUAGUUGCUCAUCACAACACCAUUAAAUACUUGCACCUUUUCUUUUCUGUAAGAGGGAAAUCCUCAUGGACAUAGGGUGUCAUUGCUAGGUAGUGUCGGACUCUUGCCUUGCUUUGUUGCCAAUGCUGUCUUUUAUUAUAUUGUUCCUUCUAUCUUUCUCUUUGGUCUGUAUUAUAGCCUGUAUCACUUCAUAAGUGUACUUCCAACAUUCCUAUUAUUCUAACAAGCAUUCCAUCGUUUUGGCAAUAUUGAAACUUCGUCAUUGUCUUCCUCACUGUAGUAGGUGCAUUUAGGAGUGUCUGAUCUCUGCCUGUUAUAUAGGUACCUGCGAAAGUAUCUAUGGCCUGUGAGUGAUUAUGUUAAGAAGUAGUCAGUUUCCCCAUGCUUCUCGUUCAUCCAGACUUCAAUAAGAUGAAUGAGACAGUGGGUCCAUUGGCUAUAUGUUCCAUUGUCCCAUUGCACUUGCCACCUCUGGAUGAGAUUUGUUCAUGUGUUAGUCUUUGACACUCCGGCAUAUCUAUCUUUCCUCUCAUUUACUUUACAAGUUUUUCUUUCGGAGACAGUAUACCAUACUGGUAUUCCAUAAAAAAUCUGGCUAUAGACCACGUUUGAAAGGAUGUUCCUCUUAGAUGCACUAGUGCACCAAUGUUUGGUAUUAUACUGGCUAGAGCUGAAAUAAUUUUCUCUGCUUCUAGACAUGUUUUUUAAAGCUGAGUUUCGUGUGUAUCCAAACGCCUAGGUACUUUAUUGCUUUAGUACAUUGCCUUGUACAUUGAAUCAUAUUUUCUGAGUUUCCCUUUUAAGUGUCAACAGAACAGCAUCUCUUUUUUCUGGUACUAGUUUCCUAUGAGUUGUAAUACUGUGUUAGGCAGGUUCAUCGGGAGCUGAUCUGCUACAGCUGUUACCACUAAGGUGACUUCGAUGGUAACUCCUUGUGGCAUCUCUAUUCUAAAGAGCUAAUCAUACAAGAUGUUCCAUAGGCCCAGUCCUCAUCUCUGUGGUACUCCAUGAAAACAUUGCACCUGUUAUUUAGACAGCACACUGAUUUCAAUAGUAUAUUAUGCAAUUAGUGCAAAAAAUAUGUCAUUUCAUAUGAAUGUGAAAAAAUAAUGGACUGUAGAUUCCAGUGUCCAUAUAUGUUGUACAUUAUUUUUUUUUUUUGAUGACUUGAAUGAAAUAAUGAAUAAACCUAGUUCAUAUUGUAUCGAUAAUUGUACAUAUGUAAUUUAUCGAAUUUCAAAGUUACCAAUAGUAUUCUAAUACAUUUAUCAAUAUCAUGCACUACCUUUUUCUUGCUAGCUAAGCUUUUUGUAUUUAGAUAAUCUUUCAGAAAUGCUGCUAUUAAUAAAUAACUCAAUUUUUGUGCCAUUAAGAAAUUGAAACUGUCCAAUUCAUACAUUUUGAGAAAGUUAUAAUUUAAUUGUGAUAUUCUGUCUUAGGUAAUUUAUGAUCAUGUUUUUGUUAUUUAUAAUUUAGCGAAGAUGUUCAAAAUUUAUGUUAAUUUCAAACAAUAUCCUUAAUGUUCCAUUGCAUUUGGUUCAAAAGGGGAUAGGAUAAAUCUGCUGUGAAUAUAUUAAUAGUCAAAUUAAUUCAAGAAGGGAUAGGUUUCAGGAUAAUUGUUAAAAAAAAAUAAAAUUUUGGUUUUGCUAUAUUAUACUCAGUAGUGUAAAACUUUAUCAUAUUUUUCCAGCUUUUUUGUUACCUUUAGUAUUUACCUAAUUUGUUCUUACUUAACAAUGUUUUGGUUUCAUCUAUAUAAUAUGAAGAUGUGUAAUUUUGUAAACAUAAUUAAGUGAACCUCUAAUCUAAAAAUGUUUUGUGUUAGUACUGAAAGUAUCAGUAUCCUGUAAGCCAUACUAUUUGAAUUCAAAAUAAUUAUACAUAAAGGACUGGAAUGUUUUUUGGACUUGUUAGAAAAUAGUAAUAUAGUUUUUUUUAUUUAAAUGUGCCUUAAAUGUAUUAAAGCAGGGCUGUAAUCACAGCAAUACAAUAGGUAACUGGAUUCUUUUGAUUUUAUUGCAAAUUGUACCUAUAUUAAGUGAUGAACAGUUUUUAUAUUAGAAUUUUUUGAAUAAGGCAAAAAUAUGUGUUAUGAUAUUUAUAAUAUAUAUUUUAAUGCUGCUUUUUCUGCUAUUGUUUGAUCAAAUGUGAUGAUCACUCCAAAAUGAUAAAAUUUGCCAAAAUAUUGGUUGUUUUCCGUUUUCUGUAUUCAUUGAUAAAAAAUAAAAUAUCAAUAUAUUUAUUGGUUAAGUAGAAAACCCUCACAAUUUGAAAUUACUUAUUUCGUAAUUUUUCAGAAUAAUGAAUGUGUGUCCUAAAAAGCCCUUUAUAGUUAGUUAUUUAAGUGACUUAUUGGUUAGACAUAUUAAAGUUAUGAAAAAGCUUGUAAAUUUUAUAGCUUUAGAAACUUCUAAUUUCCUCCAAUUUUCGACUUUGUUGGCAUUUCUAUGUUUUACCUAAUGGUGGUUGAUACGUUAAUAUGAUCUUACUCCAUUACUUCAUUUUAAAGGACUAAGAUCAAUUUUUUUCUUGACACUCGAAGGCAUUGUCAUCUUACCAUCAUCUUUGAUAUGAAGCUGUCAUGAAAAAAUGACAUAAUAACUCUUUUGACCUGUCCAUUUCAAAAUUUUAGUAAAUAUUUUCAAGUUUUUUUUGAAAUAUGGCUGCUAUGAAUCCUGAACAACUUUUAAAACCUCUCCACUGGAUAACUGGUACAUGGAAAUCAAUAAAUGCUACAGUCAAUUACCCCACUAUGAAGAGUCCGAUAAAUUACAAAGAACUUUUAUCAUUUACCAAUUUUGGUUUUCUUCUUCUCGGGUAUAGUUCGCUUACAUGGAAUCCCGAAACUAAGGCUUUGAUGCAUGUGGAAGGUGGGCAUCUCAGGAUUGCUGAAGAUGGUUGUACAGUGAGUUUACUAACCUCACAAAAUCUUGGAAUAUGUACAGUUGAAGAUGGCACAGUUAAAGGUAAAUUUUAUUAUAAAUUUCUUUGCUGUACUGUCGGAAAGACUAAGUAAAGAAUAUUUAAGAACUCUUACACAUUUUCGUGUUAUUUCCAAACUCAUAAGUUAGUCAAACGAUGAAUGAAAAUGAAGCAAUAAAACCAAACAUAAUAUAGGCCUUUUGAAUAAAUCUUCUGUAUGAAUUUACUGUAUCUAAAGUUUAUUUAUAGUUUAGUAAAGUUAUCAUAUCUAUUUUCUACAUUGAAGGCAACUUUUUAAUUAUUGCAUUACCUACUCAUAUAUAUUUCUUUAUAUAUAUUGAAAAGAAUUUGAAAUUGAAUAACUGAAUAGGGAAGAAUAGAGACA
Molecule: messenger RNA, 4934 nt
Organism: Diorhabda sublineata
Lineage: Eukaryota; Metazoa; Arthropoda; Insecta; Coleoptera; Chrysomelidae
Gene: Lrr47
Product: leucine-rich repeat protein 1
Exons: 1
Coding region: 88-1341 (417 amino acids)
Molecular function (GO): protein binding
Source: RefSeq, a predicted model, not a curated record